AUGAUGUACGAAUCUCGUCUCUUUCUGAUUCUCUUCGCCCUUCCAGCUGGUUCUCUUGGAUGGGAUCAUUUUCAGUUCGACACCACACUAUUCUGUAAUUAUAACGAUCGGCCGUUUUAUGAUUUGAAGAUUGAGUGGUGGGAGCAAGAUACAUUAUCGGCGGGAGAAAAAAUCUCAAAUGCAAAAAUUCUUCAAGCGGAUACGGGAAGAUUCAGUUUCACAAUGGAAGGAGCGAUGAACGGAGAUGAGAUGUUUUCAGCGGGAUAUCGCCCCGUUGCGUAUAUCAGUCAUGAUUGUACGGAUGAUGGGAAACGAGUCGAUUUGGUGUUGAGUCUGACGACUCUUUGCGAAGUUGGACACACUUGCCACUAUCGUGUCAUCAAGGAUAUCACCAACACAUGGGGGAAAGAAGACAUGAAACCUGCCGGAUUCCUUCAUGAUAACAUGGAUCCAUUCCCUGAUUUUCCAUGA
Messenger RNA from Caenorhabditis remanei, 471 nucleotides. RefSeq lists its product as uncharacterized. The coding region runs from base 1 to 471 and encodes 156 amino acids. Lineage: Eukaryota; Metazoa; Nematoda; Chromadorea; Rhabditida; Rhabditidae. The record is from RefSeq and is a predicted model, not a curated record. The transcript is spliced from 3 exons.